Molecule: messenger RNA, 2574 nt
Organism: Aspergillus piperis CBS 112811
Lineage: Eukaryota; Fungi; Ascomycota; Eurotiomycetes; Eurotiales; Aspergillaceae
Product: putative DUF221 domain protein
Exons: 6
Coding region: 1-2574 (857 amino acids)
Cellular component (GO): plasma membrane
Molecular function (GO): calcium-activated cation channel activity
Source: RefSeq, a predicted model, not a curated record
AUGGCCUACCCAGCAGCUCUCAAGGUCCUGUUUACACGGGAUCUCCUCAAUCCCGAUGACCCUAAUGUCGGUUCAUCACGAGGAAAUGCGUCCUCGACGACGUCCGAUGCCAUGUCCGAUCUUGGCCUUGGAGGGGACUCGACUUCCCUUUCUGCGUUUCUGACCACACUGAUCCCAGCGUUGGUGAUCGCUGCGUUCUGGUUCGGCCUCUUCUUGAUCUGCCGGCGAACCCAGCUGCGAUGUGAGCGAGCCCCACGACUACCUUCGGGGUUUAUCAAUUGGUUCGGCCAAUUCUUGAAGAUCUCCGAUGCCCAGGUCCUCCGGCAUUCCUCCAUGGACGGGUAUCUUUUUCUCCGAUUUCUACGCGUGCUUUCUGCCACAUGCUUCACGGGUUGCGUUAUAACCUGGCCAAUUUUGCUUCCCAUUAAUGCCACUGGUGGCGCAGGGAACACCCAACUGGACGCUCUAAGUUUCAGCAAUGUGACAAACUCGCAGCGUUACUAUGCACACACAAUUAUAGCAAUUGUCUAUUUCACCUUCGUGUUCUUCGUGGUAACUCGCGAGAGCAUCUUCUAUGCGAACCUACGCCAAGCAUACUUUAACUCCCCGGCUUAUGCGGAGCGUAUCUCUUCAAGAACGGUCCUAUUCAUGUCAGUACCGGACGAGUAUAAAAAUGAAAAGACGCUGCGUCAAGUCUUUGGAGACAAUAUCAACCGGAUUUGGAUCACUUCCGAGUGCAAGGACCUGGACAAGAAGGUCAUGGAGAGGGCAAAGCUAGCCUAUAAACUAGAGCAUGCUGAGACGAAAUUGAUUCGAGCAGCAAAUUCGGCUCGGCUGAAAGCCAUCAAAAAGGGGAUCGCCCUAUCUAAGCCAUGCCUGGAUUCAGAUAGCUGCGAAGAGUGUCAAUCAAACACUUCCACAACAUAUCAUGGUAUUAAGAGACCAACUCAUCGUGUUAAACUGCUCGGCAAAAAGGUCGAUACAAUUCGUUGGUUACGCGCUGAGCUGGCAAAGGUCAUCGAGGAGAUCUCUAUUCUUCAGAAAAAGCACCGAAAUGGCGAAAUGAAGAAUCUUUCUGCCGUCUUCAUCGAAUUUGCCACACAAAAGGACGCGCAAGUUGCUCUACAGACCGUAUCCCAUCACCAGCCACUUCACAUGACGCCUCGUUUCAUUGGUAUCUCGCCCAACGAGGUUGUCUGGUCAGCUUUGAACCUGAGCUGGUGGCAACGGAUCGCACGCCGUUUCUUGGUACAGGGUGGCCUUGCUGCCCUCGUUAUUUUCUGGUCUAUCCCAUCCGCCAUGGUGGGAACGAUCUCGAACAUCACUUAUCUCACUAGCAUGAUUCCGUUCCUAGGUUUCAUCAACAAGCUCCCAUCGGUCAUCCUAGGUCUCAUCUCUGGUCUACUUCCUUCCGCUGCGCUCGCUAUGUUGAUGUCUCUGGUUCCGAUCAUUUGUAGAGCCUGCGCCAGAGUUUCCGGUGUACCUUCGACGUCGCGUGUGGAACUCUUUACUCAGAGUGCACACUUCUGUUUCCAAGUUGUGCAAGUCUUCCUUGUCACUACAUUGACUUCGGCGGCAUCUGCUGCGACUGCUCAGAUCAUCAAAGACCCUUUAUCGGCCAAGGAUCUUCUGGCCGAGAACCUACCAAAAGCGACCAAUUUCUAUAUUUCCUACUUUCUUCUUCAGGGCCUGACCAUGAGCUCCAUGGCGGUCGUACAAGUUGCAGGGGCUGUCGUCUUCAAAUUCAUUACGACGUUCUUCGACCGCACCCCUCGACGACUAUACCAGCGAUGGGCGGCCCUGAGUGGUGUAGGAUGGGGCAAUGUGUUUCCUGUUUUCACAAACAUGGGUGUGAUUGCAAUCACCUACUCGUGUAUCGCUCCGUUAAUUCUGGGAUUCGCCUUCGUCGGACUCUACCUCGUAUAUCAAGCAUAUCGGUACAACUUCUUGUUCGUCUACGAUCUCCGCAUCGAUACCAGAGGCCUCGUUUACCCGCGCGCACUACAACACCUCUUGACUGGCAUCUACCUUGCAGACAUCUGCCUGAUCGGACUCUUUGCCAUCAAAGGAGCCGUCGGACCACUCGUGAUCAUGGCCCUGUUUCUCAUCCUCACCAUCCUGGCUCAUAUAUCGCUCAACGAUGCGUUGGAACCGUUAUACUCUUUCCUCCCAGCAAACCUCGACGUCGAAGAAGAAUCGCAACUAUCCAAAGCGGAAGCAGAUGCCUUGAAUCCCCGCAAAGUAGGAAAAUGGGAAGCGGCCUGGAAAUGGUUCCACCCAAAUCUCUAUCGCGACUACGCUGCACUGCGUGGAAAGGUUCCCCGUGACCACGUGGAAAUCCGAUACACAGAGGAAGAAAGAAACAAGGCCUACUACGAGCCGUGCAUUACCGCACGCACUCCGACUCUCUGGAUCCCGCGGGAUAAAUGGGGAUUCAGCCAACAGGAAGUGCUGGAUACGGAUCCGUGCAUCCCUAUCACAGACGAGGGAGCUCAUCUGAACGAGAAAAACAGAAUUGUCUGGGAUAAAUAUGACCCCAAACUGCCGCUGUGGGAACUGAAGAUUCUUUAUUAG